This is a messenger RNA of Saccostrea cuccullata (small rock oyster), 473 nucleotides long. RefSeq lists its product as uncharacterized. The record is from RefSeq and is a predicted model, not a curated record. The transcript has 2 exons. NCBI's taxonomy places the organism in Eukaryota, Metazoa, Mollusca, Bivalvia, Ostreida, Ostreidae. Bases 45 to 473 code for a protein of 142 amino acids.
GUGAGGAUCAAGAUGACACAAUAUUCAAAAGCCUUGAUGCCGAAAUGAUUAGGAAGAAUUUGAAAGCAGCCCAUGUGAAAGUUCACAUUGAUAAUUUGAUCCCACCAAAAGAUGGACACUCCAUAAGAGCUAUCAGUGACAAACACGUCCAAGAUCUUGUAAAGUCCUUUCGAAAAUCAUUUGAUCCAUACACGGUCCUCAUAGGAUUAGCCUCCACAAAAGCGGACAUCUCUAAAAUGUCAAUUCCAAACCAGGAGCCUGUGGAAAUUCUAGGAGGAAACCAUACCGUUGCAGCUUUAAAGCAACUGGCAGGAGAAAAUAGUGAGGCUUACAAAAAUGUGUACAUGGACAUAUACACAAAUCUCACUGAAGCUCAGGCUCUUUCAUUAUCCUAUAAGCAUAAUGAACUACAUGAAAACUCCCAGGAAUUAUCUUUCUCUGAGAAAGUUGUCUUCUUUCUACAAGUUUUUUGA